Sitodiplosis mosellana (orange wheat blossom midge) is the source of this 2475-nucleotide messenger RNA. RefSeq lists its product as uncharacterized. Bases 87 to 2021 code for a protein of 644 amino acids. NCBI's taxonomy places the organism in Eukaryota, Metazoa, Arthropoda, Insecta, Diptera, Cecidomyiidae. The record is from RefSeq and is a predicted model, not a curated record. The transcript is spliced from 3 exons.
UUCCACUCAUGUUUCAACGCUUUUAUUUACACUUCUGUAGAUUGAUUUGAACAAACUGGCUCACUGUCAACCGCAAACUCGGCAAAAUGAAUUCGUUAGCUGUGCUACUUUUGUGUUUUUAUGGUACAAUUUUAUGUGCCACUCACCCAGUUAUCCAGAUUGAAGAUAGAUACGACACUUCCGAAAAAAUUAAUAUGGACUUUCAUCAACACGACAUGAACACAAGUUCGGGGAUGUAUUUCGAGGAAUUGGCCAACCUUCAAGUCUACCAUUCCGAGUGGGCAUUCGUCACAUACAUCAAUUUAUCCUAUUUCGCGACCGAAAGUGAGCACUUAGAGCAAACAGUGAACACCAUUCAAACGUUAUGCGAUAGUAUAAAAGCGGAAUUUUCUCUUCCAACUCCAGCUGCCUAUUGUGAUCAUACAAUGCCUCAGCUGUACAAUUUAUUGGAUGAGUCAAAAGAAUUUGAUAUAAAAUGGCUAAUUAAUCACGAAACCGAAUCAAAACACCAGAACCUACUUUAUAACACAAGAUCGCGUAGAAAACGGCGUGGCUUUAUAGGUACCAUUUCAAAGCAGUUAUUUUCAUCGUUAUCCGAAGAUGAUGCUGCUUACUAUCGAAGUCAAAUAAAUGCAUUGAAAACGGAGAAUGUCGAGCAUAUUUCAUUUGGCAAAAAUCAAACCACCUUAUUCCAAGAGACCCUCACCGUGUUGAAUAAUACGAUGCAAUCGCAAAUGGUUCAACAUGCAGCGUUACAAAAUCAAUUCAAUGAUAUCGAACGUAUUCUGAACAAUGUCACCAUUUCAACCACAUUAACCGAUAAGUUGACGGAACUGAUGCAGUAUACGACGUUUGUAAUAUCGAGUUUUUGGAAGAAACAACAGUAUUUCUUCGAUACGAUCACCACAAAAUCCAGAAACUUCCAGUUAAUUCCACCGAAAACGUUUAUGAAUGAAUUGGAACGUGUUCAUCAAACGGUCAAAUCGCAAGGUUUACAUUUGCCAUUGACUCUGACGCCCGAGAAUCUCUCGAAAUUCUAUCAAAUGGCAUCGACUGAAGGACGAAUUAUUGACAAUCAUCUCGUACUUCGAUUCUCAAUUCCGUUGGUUGAACCGAGAAAUUUUGUACUGUAUAAAGUGAUAAGCGUACCACGUCGCAAUGAAAACAAUGCAACGAAUGAAAAUGACGAAACAUUUAGCUAUGUCGUUUCACGCAACGAAUACAUCGCACUUGAUGCUGCAAACGAACAAUUUGUUACUUUAAGCCUUGACGAUGUACGGAAUUGUCAUCGAAUCGAUGGAAAGAAUUUAAUUUGUAAGCAAACCUUUCCAAUUAUGGCAAUCAAUAACAAUUUAGCGUGUGAAAUAAAUUUACUGCGAAAUACAAACAAUACGAGCACUUGUGAUUUUCGACCGAUUAAACUAACGGAUGAAGUUUGGGUGAAGCUACAAAAGCCAAACACAUAUUUGUAUACGUUACCAGUGGUACAAACUGUAGCGAUUGUAUGCCCGAAUUCACGAACCAAACUACAGCUCCAGGAUACGGGCAUCAUUCAACUGUCACCAAAAUGUCGAAUUAAAACCGAACGAGUCGAAAUCGUUGCAUUCCAAACGAUUGAAAUGAGAAAAUCGCAUCGUUUUACGCCAUCGGCGAAAUUCAAUGCAAGUGUUUUGGAUGAAAUAGCUAAAGCCAAGAAUGUUAAAAGUCUCAUCGAUACACAGUUACCGGCACAUAUUAGCAAAGACGAUCUGAAUCGAUUAACACAGAUUCGUGACAAUGUAGACGUGUUGCAAUUACAGAGUGUGAUUCAUAAAGCGUCGGCCAUUAGCGCAUUAAACGAUAUCGGCAACGGUAAUAACAUCAAUCCCAUUUUGCUAUUGAUUAUCGGUGUUGCAGCGAUAAUUAUCGUAAUUGCAGCGAUUAUUUUCUGUUUUAAAUACUGUGCCGUACCCGGGUGCAAUGUUUUCAUGAUUCUACUGUUGUUUACGAUCGUUAUACCAUUAGUAUUAUUUUUGAUUUAAUCUGUGAUCGACUCUACUACUUUUAGUUUUCGCGAUUAAGUAGAUGAUCUACUGGAGAUCAUCUUUAAACCGGAGAAAAACAAAUUUCUUCUCGUUAUCCAAAGCAAAUUUAUUGUAUAAUUGAUUUAGGUGUUUCUUUACGAGAUUGUUUCUUAUUAAUUAGAACUAUUUAAUUAUACUUAUUGUUAAGUUAAAGUCUUUAUACCAUGAAUCUAUACCGUUAUGAAUUAUAAGUUGAUGCUUGAUGCAUUAUUGCAUUAUACAUUAUAAGCUAAAAUCAAUUUGUUGUAUUAGUCAGUAAAAAUAUGUUCAGGGAAUUAAUUUUAGCUUCACGUAGUGAUGACAUAUUAAGAAGACUGAAGACUGUUUCAAACCAAUCAAAAUAUUUAUCGAUCAACCGAAAACCAAUACUUAUUAGGAUUAGGCAUAUUUAUGUAUGAAAAAAUUAUGUAUU